AUGUCGAGACGGGGUCCCUGGACAAAUCGCGAAGAUGAGAUGCUGAAGGAGAUCGUCGAACAGCAAGGCGCCUUGAACUGGGUCAAAAUCGCACAACGGGUGCAAACAAGGUCGCCGAAGCAGUGUAGGGAGCGCUACCACCAAAACCUGAAGCCUGGUCUCAACCACAGCCCCAUCACGCCUGAAGAAGGUGUUGUAAUAGAAAAAAUGGUUCAAGAGAGGGGGAAAAGAUGGGCUGAGAUUGCCAGAGCUCUGAACAAUCGAAGCGACAAUGCGGUCAAGAACUGGUGGAAUGGCAGUAUGAACCGCCGGCAACGCCUAAUGCGUAGAGCAGCUGAAAACCACCAUGCAAGAGUGUAUGGGCAAGAUAUCUGCGACGAGACUACGCCAGAACAAUCACAGGCUUCAGCAUCAUACCACUGCCACGACCCAUACCAUCGUCACUCACACUCGAGCUACUCGGGCUGCCCAUCCUACGGACAACAAGAACAGCAUACGCAUAAUGAAUACUACGAGCAGCCUGCAUUUGUCCGGGAACAUACUGUAGUAUCCCGCUCAGGCUCUCCCCAUACAUAUACAUCUAUAUACCCCCCUCGUCUUCGAUCUACUGAUCCUUCUACCUAUGGUAUAACCUCACCAUAUAACUAUCAGAUUCGUCGUACCAAAUCGUGGGACAACCAUUCGGAGCUUUCAGGGCUCCCAUCGCCGUCUACAUCGUCGUCACCCCUUAUUGAGCCUCUUGAACCGCCUACUCCUGCUCCCUGGAAGCUGGAUCAUAGCUUAACGAACCGCCCUAUGCGCAUUCCUAGCUACUCACGAGAGUCUCUCCCUGUACUGCCCCCACUACGGUCCGAGGAUUCGCCCUCGCCGUCACGCGAGUUUGAAGCAUUAAAUCUUAGGAAUGAUCCGCAACCAGUAAUGGACGAUGUUGGUCGAAAGGUGUCAAAAUUACCGCCGAUCAGUGAAUGCAUCUCAAGAUAUGAUGAAUUACAUUACCAACUGCGAACAGCACCCAGCACACCACGACGUCAUCCGGAGAGACAACCGGAACAACCUAGUUCGGCCUCGGGAUCUCCAUACUCACCACGCGGAGACAAAUAUCACGAAGUGAAACGCAAGAUGGAAUUGCGAUUUCUGGCUCAAUAA
This is a messenger RNA of Daldinia caldariorum, 1146 nucleotides long. RefSeq lists its product as uncharacterized. Gene Ontology annotation, molecular function: DNA-binding transcription factor activity, RNA polymerase II-specific; RNA polymerase II cis-regulatory region sequence-specific DNA binding. Lineage: Eukaryota; Fungi; Ascomycota; Sordariomycetes; Xylariales; Hypoxylaceae. The record is from RefSeq and is a predicted model, not a curated record. Gene Ontology annotation, cellular component: nucleus. Gene Ontology annotation, biological process: positive regulation of transcription by RNA polymerase II; mitotic cell cycle. The transcript has a single exon. Bases 1 to 1146 code for a protein of 381 amino acids.